Messenger RNA from Physella acuta, 2413 nucleotides. RefSeq names its product alpha-soluble NSF attachment protein. Gene Ontology annotation, cellular component: vacuolar membrane; SNARE complex. Gene Ontology annotation, biological process: SNARE complex disassembly; intracellular protein transport. The record is from RefSeq and is a predicted model, not a curated record. Lineage: Eukaryota; Metazoa; Mollusca; Gastropoda; Physidae. Gene Ontology annotation, molecular function: soluble NSF attachment protein activity; syntaxin binding.
UUUCUCUCUCUGUAUAUAAAUUAGUAAUCUUCGUAUUAAUAGCAAUCUGUUGAUGACACUUGGCUCUAUAUUCUAGAUUCUAUCAUUCUAUGUAGAUCUUGAUCUAGGUCUAAUUUUAAAAAAAAUUCUCAUUAAAGUAACAAUCAAAUAAAAUUUGCCUCAUUAUUUGUAGAGAAUGGCAGAUCAAGAGCAGAAAGCCAUACAGUUAAUAGCGGAGGCAGAGAGUAAAUUAAAAUCGGCAAAGGGGUUGUUUUCAUCUUUGUUUGGUGGUGGAAGUUCUAAACAAGAAGAGGCAUGUGAACUGUAUGUUAGAGCAGCAAAUGCUUUUAAAAUGGCAAAAAAAUGGCCUCAGGCUGGUAAAGCAUUUGAGGAAGCGGCCCAUCUGCAACUGGCUAUGGGGAGCAAGCAUGAAGGUGCAACAUACUAUGUUGAUGCUGGAAAUUGCUAUAGAAAGGGAGACCCUAAUGCUGCAGUUAGUGCAAUUCACAAGGCCAUAGAAAUCUAUACAGAUAUGGGGCGAUUCAACAUUGCUGCUAAACAUCACAUAACAGUUGCAGAAAUUUAUGAAAGUGAAUUAGUCGACACAGAAAAGUCCAUGCAGAACUAUGAGCAGGCUGCCGAUUACUAUAAAGGUGAGGAGUCAAAUAGUUCUGCAAACAAGUGUUUACUAAAAGUUGCCCAAUUUUCUGCAAUAUUAGAAAAAUAUGAAAAGGCUAUCGAAAUUUAUGAACAGGUAGCUACUUCCUGUAUGGAUAACUCCCUGCUGAAGUAUAGUGCAAAGGAUCAUUUUUUUAGAGCUUCAAUCUGUCACAUGUGCAUGGACACAGAAAAUGCAGUGCUUGCUGUUAAAAAAUAUGAGGAAAUGUUCCCAGCUUUUGGUGAUUCCAGAGAGUGUAAACUUGUAAAGAAACUUCUUGAAACAAUAAAAGAAGAAAAUGUGGAUCAGUUUACCAGCGCAUUACAAGAGUAUGACAGCAUAUCAAGACUUGACCCAUUCAUAACAAACUUGCUCCUGAAAGUCAAGAAACAGCUGAAUUCUGAACCAGAAUUGUGUUAAUCAAUUUUGUAAUAUGUGGACAAUCCUAAAGAAAGCCUCGGUUUUAUGCUCAUGUGUUUAAAACAUUGAAGUAAACAGAGUGCAAUUUUGUAUUAUUUAGCAGCUACCAUGCUGAAUACAGCUAAAGAGCUCAUGUAAAAAAAAAUCAUUAUUUAAUUAGGCACAUGGGAUUUUUCGGCAAUGUUUCCAUUUGUGAAGUUGGUUAGAUUCUCUGCAUUCUGUGUGAUGAAGUAUUUUUGUUAACACCUGUGAUUCAUGUGUUGUAAAUAUUUGAAACUUGAUGCUUGUAUGAUUCAAUAACAUGUUCUACAGUAUAUUUCUACCUACCAUAUUCACUUGGUUUGGGUUAACAUUCUGAAGUAUUAAUGUUCGUAUACCUAAACUAUAUAAUUAAACUAAGAUAAUUUAUAGCAGUUUACUUUUUCUUUAAUCCACUUGAUGCAGUACUGAGAAGUGGGUCACUUUGUUUCAUUAUGGCAUGACAGUUUUUUUUAAAACUUAGCCAUAUAUUCUUAGAGAAUAGUUGUAUCAUGUAGUAUUUUAUUAGUUUAACACACUGUUCAGCAUCACAUGCAUUUUAAAACAGAAUUAAAUAGCUUAUUUUCAGAAUUGAUAAAUUUUUAAAAUACUGAAUAAGGUUUUGCUUUUCCUUUCUCCCAAGGCACAUGGCAGUAAUCACACUAAAUAACUCUAUCACAUUGUAACUAUUGAGUCAAUUUAGUGAGAAUCUGUCUUCGUGACAAUUAUUGCAAGUAACAUACAAUCCCAUAUCUAGUUAUUUUCUUACAUUCCUGCUUUGGGUAUUCAUGAAAGCUCUUUGGAUGAAGACAUGCUAAGGAUGUAGGGCUUGCCAUUUAAAAUUUCAUCUCAUCUCCAGUGCUUCUACAUUAUUUACAAUAAUUUGUAUUUUCAUAUCUUUUAAAAAACAUAAAAUUUCCUAGUUAUAGUAAUUGUUGUUUACCUGUCAAUUUUAUCAAUUUAUAUAGGCUAGUUCUCUUUACUGUUUAAAUGGAAUUACAUGCAUGUAAAUAGUUUAAAAAUCAUUAGUAAUAAUGUUUACAAAUGUAACUAUUUUUAGCACAUAUUACACACACUGAAUUGAGGAUCAAGUAUCAGUGUGCAUUGAUUUUGCAAGAUGCUGCAAUUUUCUCCCAGAAGUCAUGAUUUAGUCAAUAUUGUUUGACCUAUGAUAAUACCCUAAAAUUUUAGACAAAAAAAUAGAAUUUAAUUUUUUUCUCUUUUUACAAUUCAAUACUGUUAUUAUAAUCAAUCUAAUUUCCGCUGUGUUUUUUCCUUCUUAAUUGAAAACCAAUUUACUUCUUAUGUGUCACAAAUUAAAAUCAGCUACUACUUUUU